Molecule: messenger RNA, 792 nt
Organism: Ectocarpus sp. CCAP 1310/34
Lineage: Eukaryota; Phaeophyceae; Ectocarpales; Ectocarpaceae
Source: the annotation of a GenBank genome assembly
AUGCCCGGAAGACGCUCAUCCGCCGGCCGAGCUCGCGGCGCACGCCGACAGAGCGCGUCCCAGAUCCAAUGGCGACAAGCGUCCGCGACGCAAGUUGCGGAGACGGGAGGGCUUGAAGUAUCGGGGGGCAACGGCUACAUCGACCCGCUCAAGGCUAUCGACAAGCUCAAGAAACACGGGAAGGGGCUGUGGGGGAUGCAGGCUGUCGUCGCGUUUGGAAUGUCUGCGAUCGCCGUCAUUACUGGUGACAACGUCAGGUACGGCAUCACGUACUGGUACACCAACACGGCGGGUGGAGGAAAGCUACGUGAGAUGCAGUACGUCUGGGCGUUCUUCAAUACCAUGUGCGCCAUGUGCGGCGUUUGGGUAUUCCUGCUCUGGAACGAGGCCGUUGUUGGCGUCCACCGAGAUCGAAGAGUUUUCAGACAGAAGGUGCUGAUGCCUUACCUUCCAUCAAGCUUGGACGUGCGGUUUCUUAUCGUUGUCAUGCUACAAAAUACUUCUAUCCACGUGCACAUCUGGAUGUCAUACUUCACGUGGGCCUUCGGGUUAUGGACUACGGCGGUUGUGUUUGUGAGCUUCCAAACUUACUCUUUCUCCGCCAACUACCCGACGGAUCUCACUUGCGCCUUCUUUGGAGCCGUGCUGUGCUGCGCGUUGUCCGACGUGUGGGCGCUGGGAAAGCUCUGCUCGCUAGGGACUUACGCGGCAAGACUCGAAGAAGAGUGGCGGCUUGCCCCUCACGAACCGACGGCGCCUCUUGCCAUGACCGAUCCACUGCAAGAACUGUGA